GGGCGGCCCGGGCGCGGCGGCGAUGGCGGCGGCCGGCCCGGAGCGGCCGCGCUUGUGGCAGGAGGCGGCGGCGCUGGCGGGCGCGGUGCGCGGCGCGCUGGGGCCGCGGGGCGGGCGGGCGCUGCUGCUGCGGCCCACGGGCGAGGCGGUGCCGACGCGGGACGGGCGGCGGCUGCUGGAGGCGCUGAGCGUGGAGCCGCCCGCGGCCAGGAUGAUGGCGGCCCGCGCCUGCAGCCACCGCGCCGCGACGGGGGACGGCGCCAAGAGCUUCGUGCUGCUGCUGGCGGCCGUGCUGGGCGGGCUGCGGGCGGCGGGCGGCGGCGCCGGGCUGCGGCGGGCGCUGCGGGACUUCGAGACUCGAGUGCUGGAGCGGGCGGCGGCGCGGGGGCUGCGGCGGCACCUGCGGGCGGCGCCGCCCGGGUCGCUGGAGCCGCUGCUGGAGCCGUACCUGGCCGGCCGGCUGGGCCCCGGCGAGCGGCGGCUCCUGGCGCGGCUCUGCGCCGAGAUGUGCCGGCGCUGCGCCCCGGCCGCCGCCGCUCGCCCGCAGGUGCUGCGGCUCCUCGGCCGGCGGUUCGAGGAGCUGCACGCCGCCGUGCCCGGCCUGCCCCUGGCGAGCUCCAGGGUCCUGCCCGGCAUCGUCCUCCGGAGGGACUUCGCUGCCUACUGCCCGACGGACGGGGAGCUGCGGGCCCUGCUCGUCACCGAGCCCCUGCGGCCCGCCCUGGCGGCCCCCGGUGUCGAGUUUGUUGUAGACUCCGAAGGUCAGUAUCAGGCUUCCCUGCGCUGGAUCACUGAGAGGACAGAAGCCUUAAUGAAGCACUUCCAGAGUAACAAUGUUAAGCUGUUACUGUCGAGUGUGAAGCAAGAAGAAAUAGUUAUCUACUACGCCAAAUUAUAUGGUGUGUCUGUGGUAGAAUGCUUAUCAUCGGAAGAAAUGGCCCUUAUCAGUGAAAUCACUGGUGUCUCCCCUUACGUGCCUUUUGGUGAUAGCAUGGACCGAGAAAUAACCGAAACUGCAGUGGUAACGUUUUGCCAGCCCUUACUGCUCGUCUCCAAGAGAUGUGUCCACAUUGGCUUCGCCAGCGUGUGUGCCUUCCAGCCCCACUGCCUGAUCCUGUGUGGGCCGGUCGAUGGCGUUAAUGAGCAACACGCUGCUGCUUUGCAAGAGGCCUUCAAAAUGCUGCAGCAGCUGUUUAAAACACUUGAUCAGAGGCAGGAAUGGAAAGCGGAAGGUGAAAGCCAGAGCAAUACUUGUAAGAGUAACCAGGUUUCUGAAUGUCAGCUGAAAGCACUUAGUGAUGAAACAGAGAGGAAAAUUUUUGACCCUGAUAAAAGUGAUCUGCUGAUCCACAAUCAAAAGAAUCACAGCACUGCUGUGUUAGUGGCACAUAACACUGAUGCAGUCGCUGCCUGUGAGUGCCUGGAUGUUGGCAAAGGUCUAGAGAAAACAUGUUGCCAUAUAGUUCCAUUUAAACAGGAGGAGAGUCGUGCAGGUAUUGCACAGGAUUACUCCAGCUGCCUCAUAGAAGCGGGAUCAGUUUUGCCAGUAGGAGGUUACUUUGAAAUCCUGUUACAUUAUUAUAUUCGGCAUUAUGCAAAACGGUGUCAGCAGUCAGAGGUAACAGUUGUAUCUAACGUGGUUGCUGAUGCUUUGCUAAGUAUUCCCAAGGCCUUGUAUGGGACAGCAGAACGAGGUAGAUUUACCAAAUUCUAUCUUGAAGCCAUUAAUUUACUCCAGAAAAAUCAGCCACUGCCUGUAAACGAUGAAGGCUUAGAGUCAGUGUAUUGCAAAUACCAGUUAGUCAUUUCAGUUCUUCAUUGUGUUACAGAGCUUCUCUCCAUAGACUUAGUAAUUGGUAUUAGGCGGCCACUCCAGAAAAUUGAGGAUCGUGACUCAGAAGAUGACACUUGAAAGCAUUAAUAAAGAAUGAUUUUUAUA
This is a messenger RNA of Passer domesticus (house sparrow), 1939 nucleotides long. RefSeq names its product Bardet-Biedl syndrome 10 (gene BBS10). Gene Ontology annotation, biological process: chaperone-mediated protein complex assembly. The record is from RefSeq and is a predicted model, not a curated record. The transcript is spliced from 2 exons. Gene Ontology annotation, molecular function: ATP-dependent protein folding chaperone; ATP binding. Lineage: Eukaryota; Metazoa; Chordata; Aves; Passeriformes; Passeridae. The coding region runs from base 23 to 1912 and encodes 629 amino acids.